AUGGUAUCCGGAGCGUACAAAUCUGAGUUCGGAGAGACUAGCGAGAUGGCUCAGGUGAUGGACCGUGUGAAGGCAUUCGCAGCAAAGGAAGGACGUCAGCCCCGUAUCAUGGUAGCCAAGAUGGGUCAGGAUGGACACGAUCGUGGAGCGAAAGUUGUUGCCACUGGAUUCGCUGACCUUGGCUUUGACGUCGAUGUUGGACCACUGUUCCAAACCCCCGCGGAAGCCGCGCAACAAGCCGUCGAUGCUGAUGUGCAUGUGAUUGGCGCUAGCAGUUUGGCCGCUGGACACUUGACUCUUGUGCCAGAACUCGUCAAGGAACUUAAGAAACUUGGAAGACCCGAUAUUGUUGUCGUUGUCGGAGGUGUGAUUCCACCACAGGAUUAUGAUGCAUUGUACAAGGCUGGAGCUUCCCUUAUCUUCGGCCCUGGAACAAGGCUACCAAGCUGUGCUAUGCAGGUUAGUGCGACCUAUAGCAUUAUGUCGCUGUUUUAA
Messenger RNA from Cylicostephanus goldi, 495 nucleotides. NCBI's taxonomy places the organism in Eukaryota, Metazoa, Nematoda, Chromadorea, Rhabditida, Strongylidae. The record is from the annotation of a GenBank genome assembly.